AUGAAGAUUGGAUCUUAUUCAGUUGAUAUUCAAGAUGUAUUUGAUUUAAUUGAAUUAGAAAGUAAAGUUGAACACAAUUUAAUUAAAUGUGAUGUUGAUCCAAAAGAUCUUAUUAAUAACAAAUUACCUAUUGAUGCACUUAAUACGUUUACUUUCAACUCACAGAUAUGUGAGAAUACUUUUCGAAUUGCACGUUCAUUAUCAGGUACAUUUUCAUCAAAUACAAAUUUUAGUGUAAAAUCAUUUUUAAAAAGAUGCGAAAAAAUAUCAAUAAUCAAUUCAAUUAAAAAUCGUGGUGGACAAAUAGGAGAUUAUCAGUUUUAUUUUCCACAACACCAUAAAAAUCAUAAAGAUACAAUUAAUUAUUCAAUAGGACAUGUUAAUGAAUUGAAUUUGACUGAAAAUGAUAUAGAAAUUAUUAUCAAAAAUGCAUUUGAAGCAGCUCAAAAGUAUGUUGCAAUGAUUAUCGACUAUACAGUUGAUAAUAAUAGUUCCGAUGAAGAUUCUGAUGAAGAAAAUUGUUCUGAUGAAAAUGAUGUUUCGAAUGUAUUAAAUAAUGAAGAACAAUUAUCACCAAAUAAUACCGAUGAUGAAGAGGAAGGAAAUACAUUAGCAACUGAUGUUCCUGAUACAGCACAAAAAAAGUUCAAUGGUUGU
This is a messenger RNA of Adineta steineri, 657 nucleotides long. The record is from the annotation of a GenBank genome assembly. Lineage: Eukaryota; Metazoa; Rotifera; Eurotatoria; Adinetida; Adinetidae.